Molecule: messenger RNA, 1377 nt
Organism: Symsagittifera roscoffensis
Lineage: Eukaryota; Metazoa; Xenacoelomorpha; Acoela; Convolutidae
Exons: 1
Coding region: 1-1377 (458 amino acids)
Biological process (GO): larval heart development; cell adhesion involved in heart morphogenesis
Cellular component (GO): extracellular matrix
Molecular function (GO): catalytic activity
Source: RefSeq, a predicted model, not a curated record
AUGCUACAUGAUUACAAUAUCUAUAGAUCAGACAGAGAAAGAGUGAAUGAUACAAACAAACACGGCGGCAGUCUCAUUGCUGUAAAGAAUACAUUCGCAUGUGAAAAACUUACUGUAGAUCUGCCUGACAGCUGUGUUUCAUGCAAAAUUGAUAUAUCCGGCCAGGAGUUGAUAUUCUGUGUCUUUUAUAACCCCCCUAAAUCAAGUCCCUACAGGUACUUGUAUGAAGAUUUUAACAAAAUAUUGAAUGCCUUUCCAACCUCGUCAUCCCUUAUCGUUUGUGGUGACAUCAACUUCCCAGAAACAAAUUGGCCGUCCCUAACAAGUGCCAGUGAAGAGGAACAGGAGGUAGUUGAUGCCUUUGACGCAAAACUCUUCAGACAAACAGUUAACUUCUCUACAUGCGGAAAAAACUUGUUGGAUGUAGCCUUCCAUAGAAAUUGUCUCGUACAUGCUCAAAGGGAUGAAUUCUUCGAUAAACAAUAUGACUGUUCAGAUCAUCAAUCAAUAAACCUCAACGUCGAAAUAGAACACCAAGAAGCCAAACCGGUCAUUGACAAAUAUAGAAGCUUUGGUAAAGUUGACUUCGAAGGUAUAAACAACGCUAUGGCUGAUAAAAUUUUCAAUCCAAUAUGCUACACAAAUAUAGAUAAAACCUGCCAAGAGCUAUAUGAUUACUUUGAAAAUUUGUUAGAAAUCUAUGUGCCUCGAAGAACUGCGCAUCGACAGCAGUUACCAUCAUGGAUAAUCCAAAGCACAUCAAACCUCAUGAAAAAGCUUAACACCCAAAAAAAACUACUCAUUUCGAAACCAACAAGCCACCGCAAACGUCAAGUUGCACUAAUGGAAAAUGUAGUAAUCCAGUCCAGUGAAAAUGAUCGAUUAAACUAUCAGAACAAACUUCUGAGUACAAGAAACACAGAUAUCAUUUACAAGCACCUGAAAAGUCUCAACAAAUCUGCAUCACUGCCAAAAAUAAUGAUAAGCAAUAACACCACUGUUUCCAGCCUGGAAGAAAAGGUGAAUCUGCUCAACGACUUUUUUCACUCAGUAUUCUCGCAAAAAAUAAAGUUUAACAUUAAAGACGUUGAAUGUGACAAUCCACAGAUCACAAAUUUCAGCAUAUCUCAUUCAACUAUAACAGAAACCUUGAUGAACAUUGACGUUACCAAGUCUAGAGGACCCAACGGCCUGCCUCCAAUUUUCUUCCAACAAACAGCCACCAACAUGGCAAAUGCCUUGCCGGUAAUUUUCAAGAACAUCAAGAGAUUGAGAAAAAUACCUAGUUGCUGGAAGACGGCAGCGAUCUCCCCAAUAUUCAAAAAAGGAGACAGACGUAAUGUGGAAAAUUGGCGUCCAAUUCAUUACUCAACAUAG